Messenger RNA from Gymnodraco acuticeps, 4215 nucleotides. Its product is annotated as forkhead box protein O1-A-like. Gene Ontology annotation, molecular function: DNA-binding transcription factor activity, RNA polymerase II-specific; RNA polymerase II cis-regulatory region sequence-specific DNA binding. Gene Ontology annotation, cellular component: nucleus. Lineage: Eukaryota; Metazoa; Chordata; Actinopteri; Perciformes; Bathydraconidae. Bases 190 to 2061 code for a protein of 623 amino acids. The record is from RefSeq and is a predicted model, not a curated record. The transcript is spliced from 4 exons. Gene Ontology annotation, biological process: regulation of transcription by RNA polymerase II.
AGUCGGUGCAGGAUGGUGUGACUUCAGUAAAGACUUUGAACCAAACAUUUAUCCAACUUUUAAAUUGCAAACCUCUUGUCUUGUCUGGUGUGUGUGUGUGGACGCAAAACCACUUUUACCUGUUGAUUCCCCCCCCCCCAUUAUUUAUUUUUGUAUGCGAGUGUCUGUGACAGUGAGUUUGACACAGGCAUGGCUGAGGUACCGCAGCCGGUCGAAAUAGACCCGGAAUUCGAACCUCUCUCCCGGCCGCGGUCCUGCACCUGGCCGCUGCCCCGCCCGGAGCUCAGCGAUCCGGCCGGCUCCAACACCUCCUCCCCGGCCCCCUCAGUGCAGCAGGAGCCCGGAGGAAACACCGACUUCAUCAGCAGCCUCGGCUUGUUAGAGGAGGACUAUGAAGAGUAUGCGGAGCAGAGGGACUUUCAGUGUCGAGAGGGGAAUUGUGUCCCUCCACAGCAGCAGCACCACCUCCAUCCCCUCCAGCAGCAGCCGCUCCCCGCUCAGCAGGUCCCCUCUCCGGGCGUCGCUCCUCCGGGAAGCAGCACCUCCGGACCGAGGAAAGGCAGCUCGUCCCGCCGCAACGCCUGGGGGAACAUGUCGUACGCCGACCUGAUCACCAAGGCCAUAGACAGCUCACCUGAGAAGAGGCUGACUCUGUCUCAGAUUUACGACUGGAUGGUGAAGAACGUGCCUUACUUCAAGGAUAAGGGAGACAGCAACAGCUCCGCGGGCUGGAAGAACUCCAUCAGACACAACCUGUCGCUGCACAGCCGCUUUGUGCGCAUACAGAACGAGGGGACGGGCAAAAGCUCCUGGUGGAUGUUGAACCCCGAUGGGGGUAAGAGCGGGAAGUCGCCGCGCCGCAGAGCCGCCUCCAUGGACAACAACAGUAAGUUUGCCAAGAGCCGAGGAAGGGCCACAAAGAAAAAGAUGGCUCUACAGGAGGGGGUUGAGGGGGGGGACGGCAGCCCUGGUUCCCAGUACUCCAACUGGCUGGGGAGCCCAAACUCUCACAGCAACGAGGACUUUGAAGCCUGGAGCUCCUUCAGGACGCGCACCAGCUCUGACGCCAGCACCCUGAGCGGCUGCCACUCGCCUUUCCCUCCUGACCCGGACGACCUGGGGGAGUCUGAGGGCCACAUGAUGUACCCCGGAGCGUCGGGAACCAAGAUCACCUCCUCUCUGCCCAGCCUGUCCGAGGUGGCCGGGUCCAUACACGGCUCAGAGAUGGUCAUGGAGGGUCUGCUGGAUAACCUGAACCUGCUGCCCCCUAAAACCCCACAGCUGGUGUCUGACUCCACACAUUCAUCAAAUGCUGCCAUGCUUCAGAGCGGCCCCUACAGCUCCCCCGGCUUGACCCCGCUCCCACAGAAAGACUACCGUAAAUGCAUGUACAGCCAGGUCAGGAUGAGCAACCUGCCCCCCGCCCCCAUGCAGGUGCUCCCACAGACCAAGCCGGGCUUUGGGGCUUAUGAGAACCAGUACAUCUGCCCUGCUGGCCUCCUCAAAGAGCUGCUGACCUCAGAAGCAGAAGCCAAUAGGGAGGUGGGGAGGGGAGGUUGCCAACUGCCCCCUUACAGCCGCCAGAGCCACAUGGGAGGUCACAACGGGGCGAAAAUGAUGAAUCCUCCUCAGAGUCACCCUCAUGUAAAUCCACAAGCUAUACAUAGACAGGGUCCUCCGAGCUCACACGAUUUGAAUAGCUGUAACAUGAUCCCCCUGACUAGUCUGACUAGUCCUUCAGGGGCCCCUCAUCGAAUGACCAGCCUGAGGACAUUCAUGCAGCUGCCUCACACACACCCCACACACACUUACUCCGUUUCCACGGGCUACGGCAGCACCAGCGGCUACAGGGCGCUCGGCUCGGUUCACCCUCACCUUCAUCACCAGGAGCGGCUGCCCAGCGACCUGGACAACGUGUCCAUCGAGAGGCUUGAAUGUGACAUGGAGACGGUGCUCCAUGACACCCUGAUGGAUGGCGGAGCCCUCGACUUUAACUUUGACCCCUCAGCUGGGUUCCCCCAAAGGGUGAAGACCACCACACACAGCUGGGUGUCAGGGUAGCAGCCAUGGUGGGGGACAAAAAGGUUUUCUCAGUUGCUGUUCACCUUCAUUCAGAGGCUGGACACUGUAAAUGGACCACCCGCCAUCCUUUUCCAUCCUAACAAAAAGUUAUUUUAAAAUCUGCCAGCAUUAGCAAACUAGCCUUUCAUAACUGGAAACACAUAUUUGUUUAUUUCUGCUGGUUUAUUUUUUAUAUAAAUAUGUACAAUACCAUAUAUUACAUAUACAGAAGACAGCGUCAAAAUGCCGAACAAGAAAAGCCUUAGUCAUUUGGUUGGACUUCAAAUUUAAAUAGAGAUUUACCAACUCACUUAAAUGCACUUAUAAGUUUAGUUUGACCACACACUGUUCUGUUGGUGGUGGUAGAAGUUUUUUAUUUGCCAACACCCAGUGAAAGUAGUGUCGGUUCGGCACAACAGCUUAUCUUCAAUGAGGUAACAUUAUCAACGAUUAUUCCCACAAUAUAACUCAUUAAAUAGUUGUUGUUUUUUUGUCCAGGGCUUAAAAUGUCAAGAGUGAUAUAAAAACUGCUCCCAGAUCUUUAAAAGAGAUCAUGAUAUUAUAUUCUAGUGGACCAUAAACCCUGCUAAAUAUAAAUAAAUAACAGGAAUUUCCUAAUUCAGACUAUCCUUAUGCUCACACAAGUGGAAACCUAUUGAGCUCAUUCAACUCGAUGCAAGAUAAAACGAUAUAUCACUUGCAUAUUGAUACACAUUUACUGUAUUAAAAAAGCGAAUUAAAAGGACCCAGAGGAAAUGUAUGGAGAACAGGAUGUGUUUAGCGGAAUAGACUCUUAAGAACCAUAAAGCAGGUAAUAAAACCAACUCAACACACCCUUAAUAUGUCCCGAUCGGCAUAGAUUCAAUGUUUAUGAACAGACAACUUCUGCACUCAAAUUGAAAACCAGCCAUGUCUCCUCGCCUUAAGAUGUCCUUAAAGCUUGUCUGUAUAUACGACUGAAAUCAAUAAUCAUCCAUAUAGUGUAUUGAGGUAUUUAUUUCAGUUUUAAUUUUUAUUAUAGCUUUUCUUGUAAAGUAAAAUGUGUGCCUACGCUGUUCAAAUGUACAGUAUAUACUGCAUAUGAGACGUGCCUUUUUUCUCUCUUGUUGCAUCAAACAUAUAUUGAAGAAGGAAAUGACGGAUACAUUAUGAGGUGGCUUUCUCAUAAUCAUCAUAUCUUCAAUCUAAAUUGUAUUUAUACAGCCCAACAGCACACAACACAUUUGUCUCAGGGGGCUUUACACAUCAACACACAUUAAUGGCUUUGUAAACUCUAAGUCCAUAUCAAUCUCAAAGAAUAUAGAGACUGUGUCCUCCUAGUUAUGUUGGUGCAAUAAUUAAGAGUAUUUUCAGAAAAGCAGGUGUUUGGGACACCUAAAAUGCCCCUAUGAAUAAUGCUUGUUUUUUAGGGCUAAAUGUUGCUUUCAGGAGUAACCUACAUGAACCUCUGUGACAUUAAGAUAUUUAAACACACUUUAGUCAAUACAAAAAACCUUUCAAAACUUCAUUCGGAUGAACUGAAAAAAAGGAAAUUCUUUAAAAAGGGACAUUUUUGAGAAUUUUGAGAUUUUCACCUGACUUAAAAUGCAUGAAGCAGUGGGAGAAGCAGUAGAUUAGGGACAUGAUGCCUUCACGAGAAACCUACAUGAACUUCUGUGACAUUAGAGACUUCUACCACAGUUUUAGUUCAGAACAACUUUUUUCAAAACUGUAUUUGGAUUAACUGGAAAUCAAUUUUCUCAGUAUUUGGGGAUUUUCACCUGAAAAUGCCUGACGCAGUAGGCGGAGAGGCUGAGGAUGGAAACGGAUGAUCACAUUUAGUUGACUCAUAAAUCAUUUUUUACCUCCCAGUUUGUAUACACCAAAGCCAUCUUACUCUCACAUUUCAAAGAAAGUGUGCCAAUGAUCUGUGCCCACACUGUCUCACAGACGCUUAAAGUGGACCUAUCAUGCUAUUUUUAGGCAAUAGCAUAGAUCUCAGAUAUAUAAAAAACAUGUCUAUGAAGUGUUUUGCUCAAAAUACCAAACAGAUCACCCAUUCUAGCCAUGCCUCAUAUCCCUCUAUUUCACUUCCUGUUUCAAAAGUGCUGAUUUUAUGUAUAAAGCUUUAAAAAAAUAAUUAAUUGAUAAAAAAAUAAAAAAGGAGGGGGCUGA